Messenger RNA from Capsicum annuum, 1477 nucleotides. Its product is annotated as protein trichome birefringence-like 41. Bases 134 to 1477 code for a protein of 447 amino acids. NCBI's taxonomy places the organism in Eukaryota, Viridiplantae, Streptophyta, Magnoliopsida, Solanales, Solanaceae. Gene Ontology annotation, cellular component: Golgi apparatus. The transcript has 7 exons. Gene Ontology annotation, molecular function: O-acetyltransferase activity. The record is from RefSeq and is a predicted model, not a curated record.
AAUAAAAAAUUCCCUUAAAUAAAACAUUUUCCCCACACAUAAAUAUCGCAACAGCUCUGCAUAUACCAUUAUCCUGCAGCCUUAUUUCAAUCAUAAUAAUUCUCACUUUAUUUUUACUCCUUUGGGAAUAAAAAUGGGCAGAGUAUUUAUUGAGAAGUUUUGCUUUGUAGUUGUUGUUUUAGCGGUGUUAAUUGGCUCAUCAGAAGCAAAUGGCUGUGAUUUUGGCUGUGAUUUAUUUGAAGGAAGUUGGGUUAUUGAUAAUACAUAUCCAUUGUAUAAUUCAACAGCAUGUCCAUUCAUAAGGAAGGAAUUUGAUUGCAUCAAAUAUGGCAGAACAAAUCUUGAAUAUCUUCAAUAUAGAUGGCAGCCCAAUAAUGGCUGUAACUUGCCCAGAUUUGAUGGGAAAGAUUUUUUGGAAAGAUUCAAGGGAAAAAAGAUAAUGUAUAUUGGGGAUUCUUUGAGUCUCAACAGUUUUCAAUCCCUUCUGUGCUUGCUACAUGGUGCUGUCCCAGAAGCAAAAUUCACGCAAGAAAUAUAUAGAGAAAAUGCCACUGUCACAUUUCUGGAUUAUGGAGUUGAAAUAGUAUUAUUUCAUUCGAACCUUUUAGUAGACAUUGAAGUUGAAAGUGUUGGACGAGUGUUGAAGCUGGAUUCAAUUAAAAGUGGACAGAUUUGGAAGGAAUUUGACCUUUUGAUUUUCAACACUUGGCUUUGGUAUACAAGAAGACCACCUGGACAACAGUGGGAUUUUGUUGAAGUUGGUGGCAAGUUAUUGAAAGAUAUGAACCGGGUAGAAGCAUUUCGGGCUGGACUAAAUACAUGGGCCGGCUGGGUUGAUACAGAUGUGGAUACAGCAAAAACUAAAGUUUUCUUUCAAGGAACAUCUCCAGCCCAUUAUCAUGGAUCAGAUUGGGGUGAACCUGCUGUGAACAAUUGCUUGAAUGAAAUAACUCCAGUGAAUGGAUCAACAUACCCAAGUGGACUACCAAUUGUUGUGGACAUAGUGAAACAAGUAUUAAACAACAUGACAAAGCCAGGAGCAGUAUCUUUACUUGACAUAACAAAGCUAUCACAGCUGAGAAAAGAUGGACAUCCAAGCAAAUACAAUCGUUUCAAAGGCAUGGAUUGUACUCAUUGGUUGCCUGGAGUGAACUACUACACCAAAUCAACCAACCAAAGUGUUACUGUAAUUUUUGAGAGGCAGCAAUUUUCCGCCAAACUGCUAGAGCUUCGCAGUCAAAUUUGGCCAACUUCUCGUGAGAUUCACGACAGGGCACCACCUGAGGUUUGUUGUCCUCCUCAAGGCGCACCUCCCAUAAAAUUUCAGCUAAUUUGGAGGGCAGAAGCUUUGGCAAGUUGCUGUUGUAUGCCGCGAUGGAACUCCAAUCAAUUUCUCAGGCAACCAGUUAUGCCAAUUUACACUUCUGACAACAAGACCAAUUUGAGUUUUUGGUACACUACCGCCUCAAGCGAGUGA